AUGGCUACCCCGCAACAUGAGCACGGGGAUCGUGGUCCAUCACCGGAGACAAGCUUCGCCCUUGGCUGCCUAAGCUUUUCAUAUUCAACGGGUAGUCCGGAUGAAACGAGACGCCUCGGACAUAAGCAGUAUUAUGUGGACGGCAGCCUCUCCGACAACAAGCUGACCAGGUCAAUCACCUCAGUUCUCUUCUGGCCCUGUCGCGGCGUCAACGACUCUGAAAUUAUGGCUAUUAUUGUAACCGUCGCAGCAUUAGCUGCAAUUCUCGUUCAACUGGUUGCAGCAUCUCCCCUCAUGGAUACCCUCCUGCAGAUUCCCGACUUAUCUACCUACGCCGAGGUGUACAACCUGACCGGCGGUAUUGUAGAGAUCAAUCCAUUGUUUCUCAAACGCUAUAACUACGACGAAGACAAACGUAACUACACAUUCCUUGCUCCCACUAACAAUGCAUGGGCCAAGAUUCCCAACGCUAUCUUUGAUAUCCUUAUGACCCAACAAGCCUACCCCUUAACCGAGGCCCUCCUGCGCACACACAUCAUCGAGGCUGGUCUCACGGCUUCCGACCUUGUCAAGGUAUCUGAAAGUGAGGGUGCAGGAGGAAUAUCUACCUCACUCCAGGUGUCCAAUACUACCGAGCAAUACCACAACGGGGUUCUGACCAAAACAGUCCAGGGAUAUUAUAUUGACUCCGUCACUUCCUCGAAUGGCACUGUACAAAUCGGCGAUCAAUCUGCCAUUGUGAUGGCAAAUAUUGUUGCAGAUAAUGGCCUGAUCCAUGCGAUUGACCAGGUUAUUGACCCGUUCCUAAUCUAUGGCGGUGGGCCUAGCAAUCAGACAAUAGCCCCAACCAGUGAGACAACAGAUCUGACCAUUGGAGAGGUACUAAAGAGUGAUUCGCGCCUUGUAAACUCUUCGAAGAUUCUACUUGAGAACUCCCCAGAUACGUUGCGUCGGUUGUCGAAACAGACAGGCAGUAUGCAGUUUUUCGUGGCCCCACAAAAUGAGGCCUACGACUUGAUGCCUACGAUCCUUCCCAUAUUCCGUAAGUUCUCUCAUAUCGCGAAACCACAGAGCGAUUGGCUAACUUCAAGUCGAACAGAUACUCUCGUUGCUCCAUACAAAAGCCCAUUUAAUACUCUAAUGUGGCAAUAUGGCUGGCUUGACAGUGAUGGUGAUACCUUUGCGGGUCUAAAUUUCAGCAGUCCGGUCACAGUAGUCAGUGACAUAACAGGGCUUAAUAUUACUGUGACCCAAGAGGAGAGUGCUAUUUUCAUCAUGAAUGCAGGUCUCGUCACUCAAGUGAAGGCAUCCAAUGGGUAUCUGUGGAUUGUGGAUCGGUGGUUAGAUCCCCUGUAUCAAGCCUUUGGUCCCAUCGACCGAUUUGGCACACCAGAAUGGCCGUGA
Messenger RNA from Aspergillus tubingensis, 1404 nucleotides. Its product is annotated as fasciclin domain-containing protein. The transcript has 3 exons. Lineage: Eukaryota; Fungi; Ascomycota; Eurotiomycetes; Eurotiales; Aspergillaceae. The coding region runs from base 1 to 1404 and encodes 467 amino acids. The record is from RefSeq and is a predicted model, not a curated record.